AAUUAACUUGCGGCCCAUGUUGGAAACGACAUCGUUUUUACUGUAGAGCAGUCCCGCUAGCGUUGAUUAAUUAGUUGCAGCCGUCGAGAACUCGGAUUAUUACUUUCUCUCCGUCUCGCGAUUUAGUUUUUGUUGCUUCUUUAGUGAAUUGAAUCGAAGAGGGAUCUUGAAAAAGUAAAAGAGAUGGAUUCUACACCACGAAGAAGUGGAGGAGGCGUGUUCGAAGGUAUCUACAAGUUGAUUAUGCGCCGUAACUCCAUCUACGUUACCUUCGUCAUCGCCGGCGCUUUUGCCGGUGAGAGGGCUGUGGAUUAUGGUGUUCGUAAACUAUGGGAGUACAACAAUGUUGGGAAACGUUAUGAAGAUAUUCCAGUUUUGGGGCAAAGGCCAACAGAAGAAUGAGCUUCUGAGUUCUUCUAGCCAUUUUGAGGAUUCAGAGCAAGCGCUUGUGCUGUAGUAAGCAAUUUUAAUUUUUGCAAUAAAUAUAAUUUGUUUGGAUGCACGAUUAUUGUAUUCAACAGGUUUCCUCCAGUGCACUCUGGGAUUGUUGACUGGGUAUAAAUUGUGGAGGCUACAAUGAUUUGACAGGGAACAUGUUUUUAUUAAGUCUGCUUCAAUUUCUUGUCAA
Molecule: messenger RNA, 628 nt
Organism: Populus nigra (black poplar)
Lineage: Eukaryota; Viridiplantae; Streptophyta; Magnoliopsida; Malpighiales; Salicaceae
Product: cytochrome b-c1 complex subunit 9-like
Exons: 4
Coding region: 184-402 (72 amino acids)
Biological process (GO): mitochondrial electron transport, ubiquinol to cytochrome c
Source: RefSeq, a predicted model, not a curated record